AUGGAGACAUUUACCCUCGACGUUGUGCCGCCAGUUCCAAGGAACUUGACGGCGCUGAAUGUAUCAGUUUCUUACAGUGAUCUGAUAGCGCACCCAGAGUUAUUCUUUCAGGGAUCUGACUUAGUUUGGAUGAUGGCAUCGGGAGCAUUGGUUAUGCUAAUGAUACCAGCGGUAUGCCUCUUCAACUCAGGUGCUUCGGAUCGCUACUCUGCGUUGAUUAUGUUCCGCCUUCCUUUCAUCACCACCGCGUUUAUUGGUGUCCAGUGGUAUCUCUGGGGGUAUUCUCUAGCCUUUUCACCUGCUGUUUCACCAGCUUCUUCUCCAUGGUCCUGGUACGGAGGAUCCACUAAGGCGAACGCUCUCCAAGAUACUGUAGCUCGACCAGUUGGUGCAGCCGGAGCCAAGAUUCCGGAACUGGCAUUUGUGUUUCUUGACCGGAAUCUCGACACCUCCCAACCCUCUGGCCCACGUGACCCCGCGCCGCCUUUGCUCAGGCGGCUCAGGCCUGGCUCAACUUCGGCUCAAGUCUGCUCAGGUCUGCUCACCCAUCUCACCAGAAAUCGUUAA
Messenger RNA from Hyaloscypha bicolor E, 567 nucleotides. RefSeq lists its product as uncharacterized. Gene Ontology annotation, molecular function: ammonium channel activity. Gene Ontology annotation, biological process: ammonium transmembrane transport. Gene Ontology annotation, cellular component: plasma membrane. The record is from RefSeq and is a predicted model, not a curated record. The transcript has 3 exons. Bases 1 to 567 code for a protein of 188 amino acids. NCBI's taxonomy places the organism in Eukaryota, Fungi, Ascomycota, Leotiomycetes, Helotiales, Hyaloscyphaceae.